Diaporthe citri is the source of this 1602-nucleotide messenger RNA. RefSeq lists its product as uncharacterized. Gene Ontology annotation, biological process: mRNA splicing, via spliceosome. Gene Ontology annotation, cellular component: catalytic step 2 spliceosome. The record is from RefSeq and is a predicted model, not a curated record. The coding region runs from base 1 to 1602 and encodes 533 amino acids. The transcript has a single exon. Lineage: Eukaryota; Fungi; Ascomycota; Sordariomycetes; Diaporthales; Diaporthaceae. Gene Ontology annotation, molecular function: mRNA binding; protein binding.
AUGGCCGACUUUGGCGCAUACCCGCCGAAUAUGGCGCCCCAAGAUGCCCUCAUCGUCCGACAGGAAGCCGAGCCGGACCACGCAGUCGUGCCCUACACUGGUGAAGACCUCGCGCGACCAAAGGUCGGACCCGCCAACCCUUUUCGCGACGAGGUCUCCCACCCGUCUCUCAAGCGAAAGAACGUGCUCACCGGAUACGCGACCGAGACAUACCUUGGCGAGCAUGCCUUCCGAGCCAAACACCGCGCGGUAGAACGCGGCGAGGGUCCAGAAAGGGAAGACAAGAGCGGCAAGCAGAUCAAGGAAGAGGCUGCUGCCAUCCGGGCUAAGAGAGAGGGCAAAGGCAGCGCACUCAUCGCAGAGGGCGACGGCGAGUACAAAGGGCCCUGGGCAAAGUACAAGAGGACUGAAUACGAGGAGGUCGACGAAGAGGCGGAACUGGGCAGCGACGAGGAGUACGAGAUUGUCUACGAGGAUGAAGAUGGCGACGACGUGAUCGAGAGCGGCGCCGUGGUCGCUGCACCCACAGAAGCGUUGGCAAGGCGGAAAGCAGUCGAGGAGCUGGGCGACGAGACCACGACGUUCCACGGCGAAAGCGAGUACGACUACCAGGGCCGGACGUACAUGCAUGUCCCGCAAGAUCUGGACAUCGACCUGCGAAAGGAGCCGGGCAGUGUCACCAAUUACAUUCCCAAGAAGAUGGUGCACACAUGGAAGCACCACACCAAGGCGGUCACGUCGCUGCGAUUCUUCCCUCACAGUGGCCACCUGUUGUUGUCGGGCUCGGCGGACACGACCAUCAAGAUUUGGGACGUCUACCACCAAAAGGAGCUCUUGCGGACGUUCUCUGGCCACUCCAAGGCGGUAUCAGAUCUGUCUUUCAACAACGAUGGCACGAGGUUCCUGUCCGGGUCGUAUGACAGGCAGAUGAAGCUCUGGGACACCGAGACCGGAAAGUGCAUCAGCAAAUUCAGCACUGGCAAAACCCCCCAUUGCCUGGUCUUCAACCCGACAGCUGAGCACGGCCACGAGUUCCUGGCUGGCAUGUCCGACAAGAAGAUUGUUCAGUUCGACACGCGUGCAGGCAACGAGACUGUCCAGGAGUACGACCACCAUCUGGCGGCCAUCAACACCAUCACCUUCACGCAAGACGGCGACCGGUUUAUGACCACGUCGGACGACAAGUCGCUGCGCGCAUGGGACUACAACAUCCCCGUCCCUAUCAAGUACAUCGCCGAGACGUACAUGUACCCGAUGACACGAUCCGCCUUGCAUCCUUCUGGAAAAUACGUUGCUUACCAAUCUUCCGACAACCAAAUUGUGGUAUACAAUGCCAACGAUAAAUUCCGCCAGAACCGGAAGAAGAGCUACCGCGGACACAACAACGCAGGAACGGCUAUCGACAUCGACAUCAGUCCCGAUGGGCAGUUUAUCGCCAGUGGUGACACGGCGGGAUAUCUUGUCUUCUGGGACUGGAAGACAUGCAAGAUGUACCACAAGAUCGAGACGAAGGACCCCAUCACGUGCGUGAAGUGGCACCCCCAGGAGACCUCCAAGCUGGUAUCAGCUGGAGCAGAUGGAGUUAUUCGGUAUUGGGACUAG